Messenger RNA from Drosophila serrata, 2266 nucleotides. RefSeq names its product beta-alanine transporter. The record is from RefSeq and is a predicted model, not a curated record. Lineage: Eukaryota; Metazoa; Arthropoda; Insecta; Diptera; Drosophilidae. Gene Ontology annotation, molecular function: transmembrane transporter activity. Gene Ontology annotation, cellular component: membrane. Gene Ontology annotation, biological process: transmembrane transport.
UUUGUUAAUUUAAAGUUUGUAUUUAAUAUGGCAAAUGAUAAACCUCGUGGCCGAUGGAGUGAUAAGCCAAAUGAUAAAAAGCUCGUUUUUGAAACGGAUAAGGUGGAUACAACCAUUCAGGUUGGGGACUCACUCGAAGAUGUCAGAGGAGUCCAAAACAAAUCGUCGAUUUGGAGACCAAAGCAAUUGUCAUUCGCAAGGCGCUCCUGGGAACCGUCUGACUACAUCGAUUUCGAUGACCUGCUGCCGAUGCUUGGCCAGUUUGGCAAGUUCCAGUGGCGAAUGUUUCUGUUCAUGAUCCCCUUCUGCUACAUUACGGCCUUCGUAUAUCUGGGACAGAUAUUCAUGACCCUGAGUCCCACUGACUUCUACUGCUUCGAGCCAGAGCUGGAGCUGAUGACGGACAAGGAGUUGCGCAAGGAGCUCUCGAUUCCCCGGGAGAACGAUGGCUCCUACAGCCAAUGCCGAAUGUAUAAUACCAACUACUCGAGGAUCCGGUAUGCCAGGAACAAGAGUGCCAUGAUUGAUACAUCGCUACCGACGAUGCCGUGCAGGCACGGUUAUGUGUACAAUAAAUCGGAGAUGCCCUUCUUCACGGCCACCAUGGAGUUCGCAUGGGUCUGCCAGGAUGACAAGUAUGCCACCUAUGCGCAGAUCAUAUUUUUCGUCGGCUCCAUUCUGGGCAGUUUCGCCUACGGAUACUUUGCGGACCACUGCGGCAGGGUGGCGGCCUUGGUCAGCAGCUGCAGUCUGGCCAUCAUUGGUAGCGUAGGCACCGCCUUGUCCAACGGUUUCACAGCGUUUGCUAUCUUUAGGUUUAUGGUUGGCGCCUCCUGCGAUACUUGCUUUACCAUGGUGUACAUUUUGGUUCUGGAAUACGUUGGCCCCAAGUACCGCACCCUCGUGGCCAACUUGUCCUUUCUGCUGUUCUACUCGCCUUUCACCAUGAUGAUGCCCUGGAUAGCACUGGCCUCCAGAACGUGGAGGACAUUCUCCAUCCUGGCCGGCCUGCCCCUUUUGUUGUCUAUGUUAUCCUACUGGAUCCUGCCAGAGUCUGCACGCUGGCUCGUUUCCGUGGGUGAGGUCGAUAAGGCCAUGGACAUCUUGGAGGAAUUAAUACGUACAAACAAGAAGCAUGUGGAGCCCUGGGUCAUGGACUUGUUCCGGAGGUGCUGCCUGCAGUUCUACAAGGAGGAGAUGCAUGGACGUCAGUUCACGGUGUUCUCAAUAUUUAAAUACCGCCGAAUGGCCUGCUUCAUGCUCCUAUUGAUCUCCAUCUGGAUGGCCAUGUCUCUGGUUUACGAUGGUCAUGUUCGGGCAGCGAGUGUCCUUGACUCGCACAACGUGUUCGUCUUCUUUACCAUCGCCUGUGCCACGGAGCUGCCGGGCAAUAUUGUGGUAAUCCUUACCCUGGAUCGUUUCGGUCGCCGUUGGUGCUCCUUCGCCUUCACCAUGUUAAGCGGCAUCUUUAGUUUGGUGGGUGCCCGCAUGAUGAACGUGGCGCAUAUGAGGAACUUGGCGCUGGCUGGAAGGUUUUUCGCCAAUAUGUGCUACAAUGUGGGACUCCAGUGGGCGGCAGAGAUCCUGCCGACGGUGGUGAGGGCCCAGGGCGUUUCCUUCAUCCACACGAUGGGUUUUGUGGCCAUGAUGAUGUCGCCCCCGGUGGUUUACCUCUCCCAGGUGUCCUUUUCGCUCAUGCUAAUCAUCCUGGGAGCCCUUGGUAUAAUGGCCGGAGUACUGACCCUCUUCCUGCCGGAAACCCUCAAUCACCAACUACCUCAGACGCUGAGCGAAGGCAAUGUCUUUGGAAAGAAUCAGCGGAUGUGGCAUGCGCCGUGCUGUGGUCCAGGAGCGAGGCGAUCUACGCGCCGACACGUCUUGAAUCAGGGUUCCAGUCUACGAACCUUGUCGCGGGAUGAGUUCCGCUCCAACCGGAUGCUGCGUCGCACAAGUCCGCAACCCGUAAGCGAAAACACUUCGAUGGUGUCCACCAGAAGCGCCGACGAAAAGGAAAUUCGAACUUAUGAAUAUAAGUAGAGGCCAGGAAAUCAGGACAGAAAGGUCUGUCUUCUUUAAGAAGAAUUCAGUGCAUCUUUGUGGGUUCCAUAUUUAAGUUAUCUGUAGUCUAUAAGGAACUUUGCCAUGGAUUAUAAUCUUAUAAUUAAAACUUCAACCAAACUUCGUAAAUAACGCAUUUACAGUUUGUUGAUAAUAUAAUGCCAUUUAAGUUUAAUGGAGCGCAGCUUUUCCUUUCCUAGGAACUGCA